CCCACCGCAAGGUGUUCACUUUCGAAUUUUCGUGCCAGGGACCACAACUGGGUCGAGAUGGAACUAGCCACGCUCCUGUCGUCGAACUGGUCCAUUGAAAACACACCCACGCCCGCCCCGCGCCGCAAACGUGUACUCACCCCCGAACAGCUCCACAUCAACCGCAUCCGAUCCAAGGAGUACUACGAAGCCCACAAAGCCAAAGUGCUCGAGAAGCUUCGGCUCAACUACGCCAGCAACCGCGACAAAGAGCGCCAACGUCAACGGGAAAAAUACCGCCGCUCCAAGGCAAGGAAGAUGCAAAGGAUCAAGCUGCCCCAAGAAGCCGCCGUCCGCAUCGUUGGAGCUGCGAAUGACAGUCUCGUGACGUGUGCAGCAGUGGCGCCAACCCCGGAUUAUCGCCUUGCGGUGCGGUUUCUUCUAAACAACUAGUCUAGACGAUAGUACUCUAGACACCCCAUAUUUAGCACGUUGAACGUCGCGCUGUGUGCAUGA
Molecule: messenger RNA, 495 nt
Organism: Aphanomyces invadans
Lineage: Eukaryota; Oomycota; Saprolegniomycetes; Saprolegniales; Verrucalvaceae
Exons: 1
Coding region: 58-432 (124 amino acids)
Source: RefSeq, a predicted model, not a curated record